GUCGGAGGCGGAAAACUGAGGGCGGGUGUGCAGCUCGCGCUGUUUCCAGGCAACCGCAGACUCCCGGUCCUUAGUGGAGCUGGAUGGCCAAGCGACAGCUUGGAAGUGCCCUAGGAAGUGCCUAUGGGCGGUCCACGUCUCUCCCACACCUCUGAGGGCCUUUGUCUUCUGAAUUUUUGGCCACUUCUAGCGAGGAAAAUUGGCCUCCCAGAUGUGUGAAGCUGACCCUGGAUCUAUAGCUCUUCAGCACCAUAACUACCUUCUUUCUAAGAGAUCCUGAAACCUUUGUCAUGGAGAAGUACCACGUGUUGGAGAUGAUUGGAGAAGGCUCUUUUGGGAGAGUGUACAAGGGUCGGAAAAAAUACAGUGCACAGGUGGUGGCCCUGAAGUUCAUCCCAAAACUGGGGCGUUCAGAAAAGGAGCUGAGGAAUCUGCAACGAGAGAUUGAAAUCAUGCGGGGUCUGCGGCAUCCCAACAUUGUGCAUAUGCUUGACAGCUUUGAGACUGACAAAGAGGUGGUGGUGGUGACAGACUAUGCUGAGGGAGAGCUUUUUCAGAUCCUGGAAGAUGAUGGAAAACUCCCUGAAGACCAGGUUCAGGCCAUUGCUGCCCAGUUGGUGUCGGCCCUGUACUAUCUACAUUCUCAUCGCAUCCUACACCGAGACAUGAAGCCUCAGAACAUUCUCCUUGCCAAGGGUGGUGGCAUCAAGCUCUGUGACUUUGGCUUUGCCCGGGCUAUGAGCACCAACACAAUGGUUCUGACCUCCAUCAAAGGCACACCACUCUAUAUGUCUCCAGAGCUGGUGGAAGAGCGGCCAUAUGACCACACAGCGGACCUCUGGUCUGUGGGCUGCAUUCUGUAUGAACUGGCUGUAGGCACUCCUCCUUUCUAUACCACAAGCAUCUUUCAGCUGGUUAGCCUCAUCCUCAAGGACCCUGUGCGCUGGCCCUCUACCAUCAGUCCCUGCUUUAAGAACUUCCUGCAGGGGCUGCUCACCAAGGACCCUCGGCAGCGUCUGUCCUGGCCAGACCUCUUACAUCAUCCCUUUAUUGCUGGUCGUGUCACCAUAAUAACUGAACCAGCAGGCUCAGAGUUGGGUACCCCAUUUACCAGUCGUCUACCCCCAGAACUUCAGGUCUUAAAGGAUGAACAGGCCCAUCGGCUGGCUCCAAAGGGCAGUCAGUCUCGCAUCUUGCAUCAGGCCUGUAAACGCAUGGCUGAAGAGGCCAAGCAGAAGAAACACCAGAACACGAGAUCUUCCCUUGAGCAAGAGGACAGAACCAACAAGGUGACUCCCAGCACAGCCCCACUGCCUGGACUACAGGAUAUUCCUGAGAAAUCAAAUCUCCUGGCUGGGAUCUUGGCCUCAGAAAUGAAGAACAGCUGGGCUGAGUGGGAGGCUGGAGAGGCCCCUCCUACACCUCGGGAAAACCACAUUACCCCAGGUUGUGAACAAGCAUUCCCAGAACUGAGGUCAGAGGUGGUGGGCCAGCGGAGCAUUGAUGCAGUGGACCUAGAAAAUGAGGAACCAGAAAGUGAUGAUGAGUGGCAACAGCUGCUAGAGACCACUGAGCCUGUGCCCAUCCAGCUGAAGGCCCCUCUCACCUUGCUAUGCAAUCCUGACUUCUGCCAGCGCAUCCAGAGUCAGCUGCGUGAAACUGGAGGGCAGAUCCUGAAAGGCAACCUGGAGAGUGCUUCCCACAUCCUCCCUGCACUUCGGAUCCUGAGCAGUCUUCUAUCCAGCUGCAGUGACUCUGUUCCCUUGUAUUCCUUCUGCCAGGAGGCUGGGCUGCCUGGGUUGCUGCUCAGUCUCCUCAGGCACAGCCAGGAGAGCAACAGUAUCCAGCAGCAACCUUGGUAUGGGGCCUUCUUACGGGACCUAAUGGCUGUGAUUCAGGCCUAUUUUGCCUGCACCUUCAAUCUGGAGAGGAGCCAGACAGGUGACAGCCUACAGGUGUUUCAGGAGGCUGCCAAUCUCUUUCUGGACCUGUUGGGGAAACUGCUAUCUCAAUCAGAUGACUCUGAGCAGACAUUGCGAAGGGACAGCCUUAUGUGUUUUACUGUCCUAUGUGAAACCAUGGAUGGGAACAGCCGGGCCAUCUCCAAAGUGUUUUACUCCAGCCUGCUGACCACGCAGCGUGCUGUGUUGGAUGGGCUUCUUCAUGGCUUGACAGUUCCACAGCUACCUUUCCACACACCCCCAGGAGCCCCACAAGUGAGCCAGACACUGCGAGAGCAAAGUGAGGAUCUGCCUGCAGCCAUUUCCUCUGCGCUGGCAGCCAUUUGCACUGCUCCUGUGGGACUGCCUGGCUGCUGGGAUGCCAAAGAGCAGGUUUCUUGGCAUUUGGCAAAUCAGCUGACUGAAGACAGCAGCCAACUGAGGCCAUCCCUCAUCUCUGGCCUGCGGCAUCCCAUCCUGUGCCUGGACCUUCUCAAGGUUCUUUAUUCCUGCUGCCACAUCAGUGAGCGACUGUGCCAUCUUCUAGGGCAAGAGCCCUUGGCCUUGGAGUCACUAUUGAUGUUGGUCCAGGGCAAGGUAAAAGUAGCAGAUUGGGAAGAGUCCACUGAAGUGGCACUCUACCUUCUCUCUCUCCUUGUUUUUCGACUCCAAGAUCUGCCUUCUGGAAUGGAGAAGCUAGGCAAUGAGGUUGCUACGCUUUUUACCCACUCACAUGUCGUCUCUCUUGUGAGUGCAGCAGCCUGUCUGUUGGGACAGCUUGGUCAGCAAGGAGUGUCCUUUGACCUCCAGCCUAGGGAAUGGAUCACUGCAGCUGCACAUGCUCUGUCUGCCCCUGCAGAGGUCCGGCUGACUCCACCAGAUAACUGUGGUUUCUAUGAUGGCCUCCUCAUCCUUCUGCUACAGCUCCUCACCCAAGUACAGCAGGGAAAAGCUAGUCUGAUCAGGGAUGUGGCUAGCUCAGAAAUGUGGACCAUUUUGUGGCACCGCUUCUCCAUGACUCUGAGGCUACCUGAGGAGGUAUCUACACAGGAAGAGGAACUGUCACUAUCUGACCCAUCCAUCCCUGAGCCAGACUGGACACUGAUCUCACCCCAAGGCAUAGCAGCCCUGCUGAGCCUGGCCAUGGCCACCUUCACCCAGGAGCCCCAGUUAUGCCUGAGCCACCUGUCCCAGCAUGGAAGUAUUCUCAUGUCCAUUCUGAAGCAUCUUCUUUCCCCCAGCUUCUUGCAUCACCUGAGUCAGGCGCCUCAUGGGGCUGAGUUUCUCCCUGUUGUGGCAGUCUCUGUCUGCCAGCUCCUCUGCUUUCCCUUCGCCCUGGAUGUGGAUGCUGAUCUCCUUGUCGGUAUCUUGGCUGAUCUAAGGGACUCAGAAGUUGCAGCCCACCUGCUGCAGGUCUGCUGCCACUAUCUUCCGUUGUCGCAAGUUGAGUUGCCCAUUAGCCUCCUUACACGCCUGGCCCUCACGGAUCCCACCGCUCUCAACCAGUUUGUGAACACAGUGGUUGCCUCCCCUAGAACCAUCAUCCCAUUCCUCUCUGUUGUCCUCCUGAGUGACCUGCCACUGCUGACCUCUGACCUUCUCUCCCUGCUGGCCCACACAGCCCGGGUACUGUCUCCCAGUCACUUGUUCUUUAUUCAAGAGCUCCUGGCUGGCUCUGAUGAAUCCUAUAGGCCCUUGCGCAGUCUCCUGGGUCACCCAGAGAAUUCUGUGCGGGCCCGUACUUAUGGGCUCCUAGGACACUUGCUCCAACACAGCAUGGCCCUUCGUGGGGCACUACAGAGCCAGGCUGGACUGCUCAACCUUCUGCUGCUGGGGCUUGGAGAUGAAGACCCUGCUGUGAGGCGCAGUGCCAGCUUUGCUGUGGGCAAUGCAGCCUAUCAGGCUGGUCCCCUGGGACCUGCCCUGGCAGCUGCAGUGCCCAGUAUGACCCAGUUGCUUGGAGAUCCUCAGGCUGGGAUCCGGCGCAAUGCCGUAUCAGCUCUGGGCAACUUGGGGCCUGAGGGGUUGGGGGAGGAGUUGUUACAGUGCCAAGUACCUCAGCGGCUCCUGGAGAUGGCAUGUGGAGACCCUCAGCUGAAUGUGAAGGAGGCUGCCCUCAUUGCCCUCCGAAGCCUCCGACAGGAACCCUGCAUUCAUCAGGUGCUGGUGUCCCUGGGUGCCAGUGAGAAAUUAGCCUUGCUCUCUCUGGGGAAUCAGUUACUGCCACAUAGCAGUCCCAGACCUGCCUCUGCCAGGCACUGCAGGAAACUCAUCCAUCUCCUGAGGCCAACCCACAACACAUGAUCCCAGAUUCCUGGGAUCCAACCUCCAGCCUUCGUUGCCCUACUAUUGCCAAGUCUUCCAUAUUCUACACAAGCCAUCAACUCAACUGAAAGCUGAAGAGACUGAAAAAGAGCAAUAAGCUGCCAAUCACUUGAAAGUGAGAAAUGAGAAGAGAUUUAUGUAUAAAGCUCUUUCCUUACCCCAGAUUCAGAAUGAUUUCAGCCAGUAAACUUUAUUACUGUUGGUGCCGGAGAAGAUUCCUUCCUUCUCUGCGUCCAGGGGUCUUUUCUCCAGUAAUGUGCCUUUAACUUCAGGAAUGUGCCUCCUGGACCUUAGGGAAAUAUUUCAUCUGUCCUGACUCUCCCUUUCUGGAGCUACUGUAAUCCAGUGAUUUUGCUUUAGGUGUACUGGCUUCUGUCUCAGCUCUUGGCUACGGAGAUAAACGCCAUCAGCCCCUGUUGUUGAGGGGUUCCCAGCCUUUAGCCCACAUUCCUUCCAUGGGUUGGGAUUGGGCAAUAUAUCUUUUUUUAAUUGUAAUUCUGAUUGAAACUCUUUUAAUAAAAAAUGUACC
Sciurus carolinensis (gray squirrel) is the source of this 4794-nucleotide messenger RNA. It is a transcript of the gene Stk36, whose product is annotated as serine/threonine kinase 36. The record is from RefSeq and is a predicted model, not a curated record. Gene Ontology annotation, molecular function: protein kinase activity; ATP binding. The coding region runs from base 291 to 4244 and encodes 1317 amino acids. The transcript has 27 exons. Lineage: Eukaryota; Metazoa; Chordata; Mammalia; Rodentia; Sciuridae. Gene Ontology annotation, biological process: protein phosphorylation. Gene Ontology annotation, cellular component: cytoplasm.